UGUAAACCGAGAAAAGUUAUGGAGCCAGUUGAGGGAAUAUGGUCUAGAUAGAAAGAUGAUUGAGUUCCUACAACAAGUUUAUACAGAUAAUGAGGUAGAGAUAACACGGGAGGGGGAAACUACAAAGCCAGCUAAAAUAAGAAGAGGUCUCAGGCAGGGCUGUCCAUUGUCGCCUCUGCUUUUUAUGAUUUACAUGAGCCAAAUGGAAAAGAGACUAGAACAGAGCACAAUAGGAACUGACAUAAGCUAUAUGCUGGAAGGGCAGAAGGUAGCUCAAGUACUAGCCGGACUGAUGUAUGCAGAUGAUAUUGUACUGCUUGCUGACACCCGAGUAGGGCUACAGGAACUAAUGAGCAUAUGUGGAGAGGAGGGAGAAAAAUUGGGACUGCAAUUCAGUAGAGAGAAGUCUGGGAUAAUAGCAUACAAUGAAGAAAGGGGGGAACCAUUGGAAAUACAAAGCACUAAGAUUGAUCAUGUUGAAAAAUACAAGUAUUUGGGCAUAUGGCUAAACGAGGGCAAAAAGUACUUGGAAGAACAGGAAAAAAUUAUGAUUGAAAAAGUGAAAAGGAACUCAGCGGUAAUGAAACACAAGGCACUUUCGAACUAUAAUAGGUACGAGGUGGUUAGGGGCGUAUGGAAAGGGGUUAUGGUACCUGGCCUCACAUUCGGAAAUUCAGUACUGUGCAUGAAAUCGGAAGUUCAGGCAUGCAUGGAAACGAGACAGAGAAGUGUAGGCAGGUUGGCCUUAGGAGCACACGGGAACACCCCUAAUGAGGGAGUGCAGAGGGACAUGGGAUGGACGUCAUUCGAAGGUAGAGAGGCAAUAAGUAAACUAAAAUUUGAACAGAGACUCCCAGCACUGGAGGAAAAAAGGUGGGCAGGAAAAGUGUACAAAUAUCUGUACUUGAAAAGUUUGAACACAAAGUGGACACUCAGAACGAGGAAGCUGAGGAAUAGAUACCUACAGCCGAGGGAGGGGGUCAAACGUGGUUCUAGUGUGGGAAAGGAGGUGAAGGAGACGGAAAGAAAAAUGUGGGAAGAAAGAAUGCUCGGAAAGCCAGCGCUAUCAAUGUAUAGGUCACAAAAACAGGAGAUUAAGAGAGAGCUCUUAUUUGAUGACUCGCGGGGCAGCUCACUAUUAUUCGAAGCUAGGACGGGGGUUUCGAGAACGAAAACAUACAGGGCUAAAUUUGAAGACGUGGACCUUCGGUGCACAGCUUGCGGAGCCGAAAUGGAGACCACUGAGCAUAUAGUGCUGAGAUGCACAGACCUUCGCCCGACCCUGGCAGAGGGAACAGUGGCAGAUAUGGAAGGGGCAUUAGGUUUUCCCGGGGAACGAGGGCAAAUAGACGAGAAAAGAGUGGCAGUAACGAAGGGGAGGCUAGAGGAUUGGUGGAGGAAGUCAAGGGAUAGAUAAUACCAUAAAUCGGCGAGAUAAUGUCUCCUCUACUGUUUUAGAUAGCUAUAUUGGGGGGAGGAGAGGAGUGAAAACUAGAUUAAGGAAAAGAGGAUAUAAAAAAAGGAAAAAAAAGAAUACUAAAAUAGGAGGGGAAGCAAAAGGCUAGGUGGCGCCAGCCGCCGCCCGUUACAAAGGGCAUAGCCGCCAUCCAUCCAUCCAUCCGGCGUCUCCCUUGUAGUGUCGUGAUGUGUGCGUGCGUGCAGCCGUGUGUUUGGGCUUUAUAAGUUGGUUCUUUACUCUAUGUUGUGGGACGGUGUGGGUGUGGUCCAUGUUGGCCGUACACGUGGCAGUUAUGCAACCGAGGGAUGAUCCUGUUGAAGUUUCCGGCGGUAUGCGGUUUUCAGCGGUGACGCCUGUUGCAGGAGUGUCACUCGACGAGGUUACGAGCUCGAAGCUGUGGUCAGAUUCCUCGUUGGCGUUCCGUAAUUCUCUUCGCACGGGCGCAGUAUGUUGCAAAAGCCGCUUUCGCGAUCUAUCGUAGCGACGAUAGAUCGGGUUUUUUUAUUAUUAUAAGUACUUAUCCAGCUGUAGGGCACAUGUAACCGACAAGCGGAAGUCUCAGGAGAGCACCUGAGAUUAUAAUAAAGCAGGCGGCGCAGGAACUCCAGGGCACCCAAGGGACAGUGGAGGGAUCAAAGCUCGAAGCAGUACGGGAUCUGAUGUGCAUAUCUGCAGUUUAUGGAUACAUGUAAAAGACUCGGCAUCAAGUGAAAGUGAACGGUCCCACAGGCCCAGAGUCGAUCAUGCAAAUAGAUUCGCUGCACAAAUUUGUGACCAGAAAAGAUAUUCCACAUGAAAUGGCAUGCAAGGAAGUGUUGAAAAUAUUGCACAGUUAAUAAAACGCCUACGCUACUAAUAUGUGGGUUGAUGCACUCGUUAUGCAAAACGGAGGUGAGGCGUGCAGACAGGACACAAGAGUAGAGUAUUUACAAGCAAACAGCACGAGCGCCGCCCACUUCUCUACUCUUG
Molecule: messenger RNA, 2428 nt
Organism: Dermacentor andersoni
Lineage: Eukaryota; Metazoa; Arthropoda; Arachnida; Ixodida; Ixodidae
Source: RefSeq, a predicted model, not a curated record